Botrytis fragariae is the source of this 450-nucleotide messenger RNA. RefSeq names its product putative peptidyl-prolyl cis-trans isomerase protein. Gene Ontology annotation, molecular function: peptidyl-prolyl cis-trans isomerase activity. The transcript is spliced from 6 exons. The record is from RefSeq and is a predicted model, not a curated record. Bases 1 to 450 code for a protein of 149 amino acids. Lineage: Eukaryota; Fungi; Ascomycota; Leotiomycetes; Helotiales; Sclerotiniaceae.
AUGUCAUAUAUAUUCUCACGUCUGAGACUAUCAACUACAAGAAUUCCAACUCAAGCCAAAUUUCAAUACAGAAACUUUUCUCGCACAAACGUCAUCAUGGGUGUCACAAAGCAUAUCUUGAAGGAGGGUACUGGUCCAACUCCUAAGAAUGGAGAUACCGUCACCAUUCAAUACACUGGAUGGUUGAAGGACUCCUCCAAGGGAGACACUCUCGAGGCUCAAAAGGGCAACCAAUUCGAUUCUUCUGUCAACCGUGGUGCUUUCGUUGUUCAAAUCGGUGUUGGUCAAGUCAUCAAGGGCUGGGAUGAGGGUGUUACUCAGAUGAAGGUCGGUGAGAAGGCUACUUUGGACAUUACCCCUGAUUAUGCCUAUGGUGCCCGUGGUUUCCCCCCUGUCAUUCCAGCCAACUCAACUCUCCUCUUUGACGUUGAGCUCCAAAAGAUCGGCUAA